Dovyalis caffra is the source of this 2301-nucleotide messenger RNA. The record is from the annotation of a GenBank genome assembly. NCBI's taxonomy places the organism in Eukaryota, Viridiplantae, Streptophyta, Magnoliopsida, Malpighiales, Salicaceae.
AUGCAGGCAGAUCAGACGGUGAUAAGCUUGAGACCAGGAGGAGGUGGCAGUGGGGGUCCCCGUGGCACCAGAUUUUUCACCCCUCGUUUUGACUCUGCUUCGGCUUCUCUUUCUGAUGCGUCUCAAUCUUUUUUCUCUUUCAAGAUUGGUGACUUGCGGUUUGAAGACCAUGAGCGCAUUCGCUACACACGAGACCAGCUGCUGCAACUUAAUCAGGUUGAAAAAGUUCCAGAGGAUAUUCUGAAAAUCAGACAAGAAAUUGAGUCUGAGUUUGUUGGUGAGGAUCAAACUUGGAGCCGUGCAGAUGGCAGCCCCCAACCUCAAUCUCAAAGUCGUUAUUCUGAACCAGACAACCGUGAUUGGCGUGGUAGGUCAGCAGCUUUUGGAGAGGAGAGAUCUUGGGAAGCAAUUCGAGAAAAUAAGGAGUUCACCAGUCGGCAAGACCAGCUAAAGGUAUGUCUGGUGGUAUUAACAUCUUGUUCAAACCAGGUAGGGCCUGCUCCUGCUCUGAUCAAGGCUGACAUGCCAUGGUCAACUCGAAGAGGGAAUCUCUCUGAGGAGGAACGCGUCUUGAAGACAGUGAAAGGUAUAUUAAACAAAUUGACACCAGAGAAGUUUGAUGUUCUCAAGGGGCAACUGAUUGACUCUGGAAUUACAACACCUGAUAUUUUAAAGGGUGUUAUCUCACUAAUAUUUGACAAGGCAGUGCUGGAGCCCACGUUCUGUCCUAUGUAUGCUCUUUUAUGUUCUGACCUGAAUGAGAAGAUCCCUCCAUUCCCAUCUGAUGAGCCUGGUGGGAAAGAAAUCACUUUUAAGCGGAUUCUUUUGAACAACUGCCAGGAGGCAUUUGAAGGUGCUGACAAUCUGAGGGAAGAAAUUAGCAAGAUGACUGCUCCUGAACAAGAAAUGGAACGCAGGGAUAAGGAGCGAUUGGUUAAGCUGCGAACACUGGGGAACAUACGCCUUGUUGGGGAACUUUUGAAGCAGAAGAUGGUGCCUGAAAAAAUCGUCCAUCAUAUUGUUCAGGAACUUUUGGGGGACGACAAUAAAACAUGCCCAGCUGAAGAGAAUGUUGAGGCAAUAUGUCAAUUUUUCAACACCAUAGGCAAGCAACUAGAUGAAAACCCAAAAGCUCGGCGAGUUAAUGAUGUUUAUUUCAGCAGGUUGAAGGAUCUGACAACAAAUCCACAACUUGCAUCACGUUUUAGGUUCAUGGUUCGAAAUGUUCUUGAUCUCCGGGCCAACAGCUGGGUCCCCAGACGUGAAGAGGUUAAAGCAAAGACCAUCUCUGAAAUCCAUUCAGAAGCAGAGAAGAAUCUUGGGUUGCGUCCAGGUGCAACUGCAGUCAUCAGAAACAGUCGGAAUGCUACUGCAGGUGUGGGCCCUGGUGGUUUCCCCAUUGGUGGCAGGCCUGGUGCAGGAGGUAUGAUGCCUGGAAUGCCUGGGAUGAUGAAAAUGCCUGGAAUGCCUGGGCUUGAUGCUGACAACUGGGAAGUUCCUCGAUCUCGAUCAAUGCCAAGGGGCAAUAAUUUUGGCCCAACCCAGUCCACCGGGCGCGUGUCGUCUUCCGUGAUCAACAAAUCACCAUCUAUUAAUACAAGACUUCUACCUCAAGGAAGUGGUGGCAUCAUAGCCGGGAAAACAAGCUCCUUAUUGCAGGGUGGUGGUACUGCUUCUCGACCUGGUUUUGAAACAAGAACUGAACCUGUGGGUCAAUCUCCUAAGCCUGCUCCAGCUGUGCCAGCAAUUCCUUCUCCUCAGAAGCCACUUGCUCCCACCACAAGAUUAAAUCCUGACGAUCUUUGCAGAAAAACCACUUCUCUUCUGGAAGAAUAUUUCAGUGUUCGAAUUCUUGAUGAAGCACUACAAUGUGUGGAGGAGUUGAAAGAUCCAGCUUUUCACCCCGAGGUUGCUAAAGAAGCUAUUGCUCUUGCACUGGAGAAGAGCCCACCAUGUGUGGAACCUGUCAUAAAGCUUCUUGAAUUCUUGCUCGCUAAAAAUGUCCUAACGGCUGGAGAUAUUGGAGCUGGUUGUCUGCUUUAUGGCUCUUUGUUGGAUGAUAUUGGCAUUGAUUUACCCAAAGCACCAAAUAACUUUGGCGAGAUUCUUGGGAACUUGAUCGUGGCUCAGGGUCUGGACUUUGAGGUCAUGAAGGAAGUUCUGGACAAGGUGGAAGAUGACAGGUUCAGGAAAGUCAUCUUUGACAGUGCCAUGAAGAGCAUUAAUUCAAACCCUUCUGGGCAAGAAGUGUUGGCAACACAGGGUUCUAAUAUUCAGGCUUGUGAGAGUUUGCUCUCUUAA